AGAGGUUACAAGGCAACAUAGAUCGGAAAUCUUACUAAAGGCCGGCAUUGGGACCCUUUAGAGAAGCAGAGACCGGAUACGGCCAUCCCAAGUGGGUACAGACGGCCCCGAUGGAAGCAUAGGCAGAGACCAGAGGCGUUGAUACAAGUGGGGGCCCAUGUUCCUGGUUGAUGGAAAUGCUGACGGGGGUGGAGGCCAUAUAUUCCGAUGGAGGCACAGCUAGGUAGCUCGAAAGCGACCCAACAUCCUUUAUGAGCACGUGGACCGCACCUUCAAGCGUCUGCUUGCAUCGUGAACCACCACACUAUCGCCGUGGUCCCAACUGAAUCGCGCUUUCAACUUCCACCACGAUGCCCGGUUUCUCUCGCCUCGUCUCGGAGCGCUUCCGAAAGCAAGGGUCGGGCACAAACUCCAAGCAAACUCUCCAACGGCCCCCCGACGUGGCAUGGCUCUUGGCCCACCGCAAGGAGCGCAUGGGGCAGACAGCGCACACCAAAGGCAACACGCCCACGGCAUCCCUGUAUCGCAUGUACGAGUAUCUUGUCGUCGGCUACAUCAUCGGACUGCGGACGGAGAUCGAAUACUUCUUCAACCAGCCCUCAUGGGCCGUCUCAGCGAUACCCGACCCCAAGGACCCGGAGCCGGAACGGUAUGCCAUCCUCGCGGUCCUGCCAUACUACUUGGUGACGGCCUUCAACCGCUUGAUUGGGCGCGGGUUACCAAGAGGUAGUCCGGCGAUUAUUGCUGGCAACGCGGUAGAGAAUGCACUGAGGAGUCGGAAGGUAGUGCUCGAGGAGGAACCGAGUUGGGUAGCUAAGGUCCCACCGCUGCCCCAGCCUUUGGUCAUACCAGAUCAAUCCAACAACGCGCCACAAGGCCAUGAUAGGGGCAAGCGGUUUCUGAAGAUGAACAUCGUUGCGGAGGAACCCCAUGUAUUGUUCGUAUAAACAAUAGAAGGCCCUUUCCUCACCGUCCCGGGAGGCCG
Molecule: messenger RNA, 985 nt
Organism: Chaetomium fimeti
Lineage: Eukaryota; Fungi; Ascomycota; Sordariomycetes; Sordariales; Chaetomiaceae
Exons: 1
Coding region: 351-947 (198 amino acids)
Source: RefSeq, a predicted model, not a curated record